UGUAACACACCCGGCUCAUUUGAGUGUGAGUGUGAGAAGAGGGAAGCAGAUUGCGGACGACAGAGCGGAACGUUCACUUUCAAAAGGAGAGAUACGGUUUGAGAAAUAAUAAAAUGAAGAAUUUUGUCGUGUCGACUGAGCCGUUGCGCUCGUUUGUUCCACUUCAUCAAGUGCAGGAGACGUCCCUCGCUGUCCCGUCUGAUGACAAGCUGAGGACGGGGCAGCAGCGCGUCAUGGACCAGGUCUACACCAUGAGGCGCAGGUCGAAAUCCAGUAUGAGCGGCUCUGGAUCACUGUCUCCUUCCAGUCCAGUAAGCUUCUCUUUCAAUAAAAACAUCUCAUCAAAAAUCAAUUUAAGCAGCCUGACUGGCUCCCUGAAAGGAAUGAAGGUUAUGGGGAAGCAGAGGAUCAGCUCCGCCCAGUACGCCAAAGCGAACCCCGGUUUCAGCACCAUCGACGGCCGUGGGACGGCCCGGAAUGUGAUGCUAAAACCUACUCGUAGCAACCCAGAGCUGGCUCCCCCCCCACAGCUUGCGACCCCCCGAUACCCACCCACCCGGCCAGUCUUCAGCCAGACCACCUUCACCAAAGCCGAGUCCAACUCCAAAGUCAAGAGUAGCUUGAAGGAGGAGAAUGACAUCACUGUGAAGGACGCUGUUGAGUUCCUCACCAGCCCGGAUGAGAAGUUCCAGCUCUAUGGGGCCUCGUUCAUCCAGCACAACACUUACAGUGACCCAAAAGCCAAGCAGGAGGUGUUGCAGCUGAAGGGGAUUCCCUCCCUGGUGUCGCUGCUUCAGAGCUCCUGCCCCCCGGUUCAGGAGGCGGCUUCCAGCGCCCUGCGCAACCUGGUCUUCAAGGAUAAUGCCAACAAGUUGGAGGUGCAGCGGUGCGGCGGCAUCAACAAGGCCCUGACGCUGCUGAAGAGCACCGACUCCGACGAGACGAAGAAGCAGCUGACAGGUCUCCUGUGGAACCUGUCUUCAUCGGACGAUCUGAAGUCGGAUCUGAUCCAGACCGCCAUGCCGGUCCUGACGGAUACUGUGGUGGUGCCAUAUGCAGGCAUGUCGGAGCAAAACACCAGCGAUAACAUGGACCCUGAGAUUUUUUACAACACGACAGCUUGUCUGAGGAACCUGAGCUCCGACAAGCAGAAGAACCGGCAGGCGAUGAGGAACUGCCGUGGUCUGAUCGAUUCCCUCAUAAGCUACGUUCAGGCGUCCGCAGAUGCCGACAGGUCGGACGACAAGUCGGUGGAGAAUUGCGUCUGCAUCCUGCACAAUCUAACGUACCAGCUGGAGAAGGAGGCACCGGGACUCUUCAGUAAGAUCACGGCCCUCGCGACACCCCCCGCCAGGAGCACUGCCCAGAAGAACACCUCAUCUGUGAGCUGCUUCAGCCAGCAGGGUAGCAAGACUGAGCAGGAUAGCUACUUUGACUACCCGGUAAUGGAGGACAACAAUCCCAAAGGGGCAGGCCGGCUCUUCCACUCCUCGACCAUGCAGACCUAUCUGAACCUCCUGGGGAGCAGCCAGAAUGAGUCAACACUGGAGGCCUGCAUGGGGACUCUGCAGAACCUGACAGCUCAGACGGGAACUGUGUCCAACGUGAUGAGCCAGACCAUAGUCCAGAAGCUGAACGGCAUGCAGAGUUUUGCGCCACUGCUGCAGUCCUCAAACCCCAAGUUGCAGAAGACAGCCACUGCGCUGCUGGGAAACCUCUCAAGGUCUCCGCGCAUCCAGAGCACCCUGGCUCGGCAAGCCCUACCACGACUGGCCAGCGUCCUCACUUCUGGGGCGACCGACCCGGCUAACACCGAUGACACGAUGGCGGUCGCCUGCCACACCAUCCGCAACCUGCUGAAGGUCGAGCCUGAAAUGGGGAAGAAGCUGCUGAACAACACUCUGAUCAACUCUCUGGUGGACCUGAGCAAGAACAGAUACUUUCCAAACUCCAGCCAAGCUGCAGCCCUCUUACUUCAUAGUCUCUGGGCAGAAAAGGAUAUCCAGAGCAUCCUAAAAAAGCAAGGAAUGAACAAGGGCUCCUUCAUAAAUGACAUCACCACAUCGGCCUUUAAGUCUGCAGCUCAGUCCAUUCUGACAUAGGUAACCUAUAACUUGUCUGCAGAUGCUGUUACAAACAGCAUGGUCCUACAUUCUACACCAACUAGACAGUUGUGAUUGUAUUACUGCACAUGAUAUGAACAUUUUUAUAGUUUGGUGAUAUUCAACUCUUUCUGUUGCUGUGCUUUGGUAGUAGAGAUCAUAUUUUUCAAUGGAUGGCUUAAUUUUCUAAAAUUAAUAUAAUAUUAGUUAUACUUUGACAAGCAAUUGUCAUUAAUAGCUAAGGCACGUGGAUUCAUGAUUAUGCAUUAAUAUUACAGGCACUUGAUUAAACAUUUACAAUGAUCAUAAAUGAACGAAACUCUGUGUUGCUAACAUGUGCUAAAUGGUGGAAUCCUAAACACUGCUGGUUAUCUCUCUUUAUUUGCUUUGAAGAAUUUGCUUGAGGGGUCAUAUUCACCUUAAAAUUUGUUCCAAGUUUUGAGGAGAGUAAAUCAGAAUUCUCAUACGAAAUUCUAUAAUUCUGUAUCGCUCUCUAAUGUUAAGACUCCUAGUUCUUUUUAUCUUUGUGCAAGUGAUGUAUAUGUUGGCUCGAUAAAAAAAAUAUCACACGUGGCUUGGCUUAGGUAUGUGUGAGAUUUUAGCUGUGGUAUAGUACUUUGUUCAACACCUGGCAUUUCUGUUUAUUGAUUACAUACUGCCUUAAUUGUACUUAUACUAUAGUUCCAUUUUAUUUGAAUAUAAAUAAAUUCAGAACAACACAGUUUGGAUAUAUUUCAGUACAUGUACAUUAUGCAACAUGUACAGCUGCAGAGAAAAAUAAGAGACCACAGCACAAUUUUUUGUUUUUUAUAUUUUUGGUCGUGUAUCUGUAAAUGGUGUUUUCUUUUGUUGCAAACUGCAGCCUCUGUUCUUCUCUCAUUAAUAAAGGGCUUCUUCUGUGCUUUAUGGGACUUCAGUCCUGCUUCUAGGAGCCUGAUGUGAACUGUCCUAGCAGUGCACUUCAUACCUGCACUUAAUGUUUCCCAUUCCUUUUGAAGGUCACUUGAUGUCAUCAUACGAUUCAUGAGAAACUGAUACAUAAGUUGACAGUCAUCUCUGGAAUUAGAAAGUCGCUUCUGCCCUCCAUGGCUGGUUUCUGGUCAUUCCCAGUGUCUCCUGCUUGACGUUGUUCUUGUGUACUGCUGUCUUAGAAAUUUCUAACCUGGAAGCAACCUGCUGCUCAGUGUAGCCUUCUGCUAGCUAAACCAUGAUCAAAACCAGGAUUUACAAAUUCAGAUUUCUUUUUAAGAGUGGUCUCUUAUUUUUUUCUGCGACUUCUGUAGAAUAUAUAUACACACACAAAUACACACAGUGGCGAUCAGAAUUAGAGAACAAGUAAUAUACAAAGUCACAGCUUAUCUGUGUUAUUCAAGUUAUUCUAACAUGAAUAGACGAGAUGUAUUUUAAUCAGUUUUCAUUUUAUUUCAUUUUCAAGGCAUGUGAUCAAAAUUAGAGAACGAUUUGGUAUACUUCACAGUUUUUGGAUCUAAUGUGAAAUUUCUGUAAAUAUCUGGCAACCCCAAUCUACUUGAAAAGAUUGGUAGGCAUUUUGCAAGAUAGUGAACCUCUCCAAGGUGACCGAAAUCCUGUGACAUCAGGUCAUUCAGAUGAAGGCCGAAGGGAUGACCCUCUUACUCACUGGAAGAGAAGCUAGUUAUGCCAAGAGCUUAAUUUCUCAAAUAUUGAAGCUGUACAAUACAGCCAUUCGUGUCCAGAAAGAGGCUGGUCACCCACACGUGACCAGCGCACAAGUGGACAGCGAGACUUUCAUGGGUGAUCGGUUCAACAGCUGGAAUUGUUCACCAAAUUAGUUCUGGGCGGGACAAGAACUUGUCUUAAUAGUCUCCCCUUGUCAUGGAUAAUAUGGACUGAAAGCCCAAUCUGUGGUGACUAAGCCACACAUCAGCAAGAAGAAUGAAAAGGCAAGAGUAGCUCUUUGCUGAGGAGCAUGUUGCGUGGACACAGGAGAACUGGUCCAAAGGUAAUGUCAGUGAUGAUAGCAAGUUUAUUUUAGUUGGUGCAGGUGGGAAACAUUAUUUGUGGUGCUAAGUUGUGGAAAGACUCCACCAAAAGCAUUGUUAAGAAGUCAGAAAAGUUGGGAGGGGUAAUUGCUGAGGAGAUGUAGGUGAUGAAAUGGCCAGCCCAGAGUCCAGAUCUAAACCGUAUCUAGAUUCUCCGGAAAGUAACUGGAAGUUAUGGCAGAUAAACCCACUACAGUUACCAAAUUGUGGAAGAAACUGGAAUACAGGAGGAACAAAAUCAAAACAAAUUUCUUGUUUAAACCUUGUAUUUUUUGAUGUGGCAUAGCUUUCACUGAUAAAAUAUUAAAAUGCAUCUCUUCUGUGCAUAUUAGAAUAACUUUGAAUCCAGAUAAGCUCUGACUUUAUAUAUCACAAAAACUUUUCUUGUUUUCUAAAUUUGAUUGCCACCAUCUAUGUGUUUAUAUAUUUUUAUGCGUGUGUGUGUGAGUGAGUGUGUGUGUAUAUAUAUAUAUAUAUAUAUAUAUCUUUUUGCCUAAAUAUUUUUGAUUUAAUUAAUUUCUUAAUGGGUGGAGAUGUUUUAUGUAGGUUUAUUGACCCUGUUUACCAGUUAACUAUCGAAAGCAUGUGUAUCUGAGUACACUUUCUGUAAAAUAACUUCAUUAAUCCUUAUUGCCAAACAUAAGUAACAAUGGAACAAAGCAGCAGCUUUUACUGUUUACUAACGUGAGCUUAUUGGUUGGUGAUGAACUGAAGAAACAAAGACAUUAAAUUUAAAUUGAUUCCA
Brienomyrus brachyistius is the source of this 4868-nucleotide messenger RNA. Its product is annotated as plakophilin-1-like. Gene Ontology annotation, molecular function: cadherin binding. Gene Ontology annotation, cellular component: nucleus; adherens junction; cytoplasm. Bases 114 to 2102 code for a protein of 662 amino acids. Gene Ontology annotation, biological process: intermediate filament bundle assembly; cell-cell adhesion; cell-cell junction assembly. The transcript has 14 exons. The record is from RefSeq and is a predicted model, not a curated record. NCBI's taxonomy places the organism in Eukaryota, Metazoa, Chordata, Actinopteri, Osteoglossiformes, Mormyridae.